AUGUUGGAUCUGCUCAAGAACAAGCCCUUUGUGCCAGAGAACAAUGGGGAAGGAGAAAUUCACGCGAGAUACGACAAUCUAAUAGAAAAAGUUUCGGUGGGUUAUACGAUCCAAGUCACAUUUUGUGUGUUUUCUUUAUUAGGAACGACGUUGAUGGGUGAUUUUCAGUCGAAAAAAUUAAUGUUCCGCGCUUGGUUUCCUUUCGACAUCACCUCCUCGUGGUUUGCGUUCUCUAUGACGUUCCUCUAUCAGUUCGUGGGUUUAGUGAUCAUAUCCAAUGGUGUCUGUAUUUUCGACACGUUAUUCGCCGGCCUAUUGCUUCACAUAUGUUGUCAACUGGAGAUGCUGGUUUAUCGUUUGCACAAUAUCGAAGGAAAUGAAAUUCAAUCGAUAAAACACUGCGUUUGGCAUCAUAAUAAAAUAUUCAGAUUACGGGAGAAACCGAAUUAA
Bombus impatiens (common eastern bumble bee) is the source of this 450-nucleotide messenger RNA. RefSeq names its product odorant receptor Or1-like. Lineage: Eukaryota; Metazoa; Arthropoda; Insecta; Hymenoptera; Apidae. The record is from RefSeq and is a predicted model, not a curated record. Gene Ontology annotation, molecular function: odorant binding; olfactory receptor activity. Gene Ontology annotation, biological process: sensory perception of smell; detection of chemical stimulus involved in sensory perception of smell. Gene Ontology annotation, cellular component: plasma membrane. Bases 1 to 450 code for a protein of 149 amino acids. The transcript has 3 exons.